AUGCCUCAGCGCCGCCCCCGACCGAAGAUCCCUCUUUGGGUACGCUUUCGGGCAUGGCUCCGAAGCUUGGAGUCGCCCCUUAAAAUACGCAGAAGUCUCUGGCGGCUCAAAGAACACCACACACAUCCCUUACUUGCACUCCUGCGCAUGUUCAUUCCAUAUCCAUCUUGGUUCUUCCCAAUCCCUGGUCCAUUCUCACCUCGUGCGCUCAUAGACGACAAAAAGAAUGAGACGGGGCUCAUCAGAACCCAAUUCGGCGAUUUGCACAACCUCCGAGCUAUUCCCAUCUGGCGCAUGCGCGAUACCCCGCUGCGGUCUAUUUACCGGCUCUACGAGCUUCACCUCGCUGACCGAUAUAAGUUAAUGGGAUACGAGACCGAAUAUUUCUUUUAUCGCCCUGGCUGGAAGCUACGAGAUAUUCCAGACCCAAAAGAUUCUGACCCAGUUCGUUAUGCCGUGGUCGCUUGCAUCCUCGAGGAAUUACACAAGGCAGUCAACUGGAGGCUAAGCUUGGGGAUGCGGAGAAACGGCGAUCAUGUGUAUCGCGAGUUUGACGAAGACCCAUUGCCUCCUUUUGUGCCAGAAGAAUUGCCUGACUGGACAAAAAAUGUACCGUCCAUUGAUAAGGAGCUACUCAGGCAGUCUGUCCCAUCAGAUAAGUUGGAUGCAGAAGGGAACUUGGUGCUUGAAGAGGAGGGCAAGAGUCCCAUAUUUGCCCAGCGUAACAUUAUCACGAAUACUGGCUGGCUCUACACUAUCUAG
Molecule: messenger RNA, 762 nt
Organism: Penicillium cinerascens
Lineage: Eukaryota; Fungi; Ascomycota; Eurotiomycetes; Eurotiales; Aspergillaceae
Exons: 1
Coding region: 1-762 (253 amino acids)
Source: RefSeq, a predicted model, not a curated record